GGCCAGGUUUACAAGUUAAUUAAGCACCAGGAAGUUUCAGUACAUAGUAGCCAGACUGAGACCUCCACUGUGUUGUGGUAGAUCAGGACAACAGCUUGUGUUCACAUGAUCCUUGAGGCCUAUAUUCAUAAAGUUCUUUGUUCCUUUGUGCCAUGCUCCCACAGGCCAAAUACUUGGUAUGAAGAUCUGAAGUUGGAGCACGAGGAGGUCAUGACUGACCUACAGAGAUUGCAGAAUGAGAACACUGAGGCUUCAGAGAAGGUGGAUGAGCUUGCCAAUCUGACAGUCUUCUACCGUGGUCUGCACAGCCAGGUCCUAAUGGAACAUACUCAGCUUAAGGAGCAGGUAGCCAUGCUGAGGCAGGAGAAGAAGAAUCGGACAGAGGAUUGGGUCCUGCUGAAGCACCACUUGGAGGCAUUGAAAUCGAUGUGUGAGGACCAAGAGGAAGAGACCAGUGACCUCCAAACCCAGCAACAACAGGAAUUUGAAAGAUUGGAGGGAAGCCUGCAGGUCCUGCUGAAGCGGAAAGAGAUGAUCACCCAGGAAAAGGACUUGGCAGAAAAGCUGCAGCAUCACUUUGAGGUAUAUUGGAUGAAGAUAGAAUAUUGGAUGAAGAUAGAUCCCCAGGACCUACAAUUUAUUCACCAUGCAGCCCUGAUUCCCAACAGAGAGAAUCAUAAUGGAUUACUGGGCUUAUCUUAAGCCUAAAGGUGACUGGAAAUGAUAUAAUUUGGGGAUGAGGAGGUGUGCAUGCAAGCAUGUUUCAUAAAGAGAGGACCUGAUGCUAUCUUUGAAGGUGUAUGUUUCUAAUACAUGGAACAGGAGUUAGUAAACCAAAAUGUAGAGAAUUGUGAAUGGACAAAGCGUUAAGAACAUGAGGAUCAGCAUGCAGUUCAGAGCUGAGGACAGAACACUAUAUCCAGACAUGCAUGACUAUGUGCAGGAUGCCUAAGAAAAAUUUUAAAAAAAGCUGUGAGGUUCAGGAACAAAGCACCAGGGAGACUCAGGCUGCUAGAAACUGUGUGCUACAAAAGUAUUAGUGCACAUUAGGAAGAUGAACUUUUCAAACAUUUAUCUCUUUGGAAUGGAAAGAUUGCAGCUGAGGAAAAGCCUUGGCCCAGGUAGAUCUUUAAGGUAUGUUUGCACAUAGAGGUGUUUGGGAUCCCACUCUUGCUAAGGAUGAACAGGAGAGUGCUGUGGGAUGUUCUGUAUGGCAAAUGUGUUGCUCUGAUUGGUUGGUAAAUACAACACUGAUUGGCCAGUAGUCAGGCAGGAGGAAGUAUAGGCGGGACAAGGAGGAGAAUAAAGCUGGGAAGUAGAAGGCUGAGUCAGAGACAUUGCUAGCCGCCAAGAUGACAAAGAGCAUGUGAAGAUGCCGGUAAGCCACGAGACACGUGGCAAGGUAUAGAUUUAUAGAAAUGGAUUAAUUUAAGCUGUAAGAACAGUUAGCAAGAAGCCUGCCACGGCCAUACAGUUUGUAAGCAAUAUAAGUCUCUGUGUUUACUUGGUCGGGUCUGAGUGGCUGUGGGACUGGUGGGUGUCAAAGACUUGCCCUGACUGUGGGCCAGGCAGGAAAACUCUAGCUACAGGAGACGGCUUUGAAGAAAUGCUGAAGCAUAUCCAGAGCUACUGGGCAUCCAGGAGGAGUGCGGGUGUAUAAAUCAGUGCUUGUCCUGAUGGACCAUCAAGGAUACUUUAGUGAAGAUGACUCAAGUGAAUUCAACAGUGUUUGAGCCCAAACCUGUAACGUUUUUAUCCUUGAACUUGGUAUAAACUGACUUAUAAAGCCCCAAAGAAGCGUGGCUAUGCUCUUCUUGAAAAGGCUGUUGCAAUUGUUGACUGCCUUGCUACCUACCACCUGUCCAAGGCCAGGCACAUGCUCCAGGUCUGUGCUGCUCAGUCUGCAGUGAGAGAAUUCUACAUAGCUUAAUUUUGUGUUUGAUUUUUGGUUUAGGUUCUUUAUCUUAAUUGUUUUGGCUAUGGAUUUGUUAUUUUGUUGUUAUUUGUUCUUGUUAUUGAUUUUCAAAAUUUGCUGAGGCUACCAUUGAUUCCCCCAUUUAAAGACCCAUUAAAAACAUAUUCUUUAUUAUUAAAAUAAAAAGUAAUUUCUAACUCUU
Molecule: messenger RNA, 2117 nt
Organism: Peromyscus eremicus (cactus mouse)
Lineage: Eukaryota; Metazoa; Chordata; Mammalia; Rodentia; Cricetidae
Product: disks large homolog 5-like
Exons: 3
Coding region: 106-702 (198 amino acids)
Source: RefSeq, a predicted model, not a curated record